Molecule: messenger RNA, 2400 nt
Organism: Rhododendron vialii
Lineage: Eukaryota; Viridiplantae; Streptophyta; Magnoliopsida; Ericales; Ericaceae
Product: translocon at the outer membrane of chloroplasts 64
Exons: 13
Coding region: 171-1949 (592 amino acids)
Molecular function (GO): protein binding
Source: RefSeq, a predicted model, not a curated record
GAUAUCUAGAACAAUUUUAGGCCUCCUUGCUCCUGCCGAGGUUUUCUUCGUCCUUCUCUCUUAUCGUUAUCCCCUCCCUCUCCUCCUUGCCUAUAUAGAACCCUUCGUUUACAGGGUUUAGGCCAGUCUCUGUUUUGAACAGUAAACUACUCCGGAAACAAAGAAAAUUAAUGGCGUCUGCGCCCGCUAAUCUGUGGGUGUUGCUUGGAUUGGGUUUGGCUGGAAUUCUGAUAAUGACGAAGAAGCUGAAGAAGAACAAAGUGGUCAAACAAGACUUUGGGGCUUUCGUGUUGAGGUUUCAACUUCUCCCCCCGCCUCAGCCUUCCCCUCCCAAGGCCCCUCAUCCUUUGACUGGACUCACUUUCGCCGUCUCAGAUGUAUUUGAUAUCGAUGGAUUUGUGACUGGGUUUGGCAACCUAGACUGGGAACGGACACAUGAGGCUGCUUCUCAAACAUCUUCUGUGGUUUCAGCUCUAGUUGAAGGAGGUGCGACAUGUGUGGGAAAAACAGUUGUGGCUGAAAUGGCUUAUAGUAUUAGUGGGGAAAAUAAGAAUUAUGGUACACCGACCAAUCCUACUGCUCCUGCACUAAUACCAGGAGGAUCCUCUAGUGGAAGUGCUGUGGCUGUGGCUGCUGAUCUCGUUCACUUCUCCUUGGGUACUGAUACUGAUGGCGGUGUCCGAGUACCUGCUGGAUAUUGUGGUGUGAUAGGAUUUCGACCCUCAUACGGGGCUGUGUCUCAUGUGGGGAUUGUUCCUGUUUCAUCCAGUUGUGAUACCGUUGGAUGGUUUGCAAAGGAUCCCAUUAUACUACGUCGUGUUGGGCAUUUGCUGCUGCAAGUCCCCUUUGCUGUUCAACAUAAUCCAAGGAGUAUUAUUAUAGCUGAUGACUGUUUUCAAUUAGUAAAGAAUUCCGUGGAUCGGGUUGCUCCGGUGGUAAUUAAAUCCACUGAAAAGCUAUUUGGAAGGCAAGUUCUGAAACAUGAGAAUCUUGGAAACUAUUUGGAUCUUAAAGUUCCAAGCUUGAAAUCAUUUCAUAGCAAGAAGUCAAAUGGUGAAGUAAAAUCUUCUUCAAUAAGAUUGCUAGCAAAUGUCAUGGAAUUAGUUAAAAGGCAUGAGUUUAAAUGCAAUCAUGGAGAGUGGAUCAGCUCAGUGAAACCUACUCUAGAUCCUAUUAUUGCUGCACAAAUACGUGAAAGGUUGCAGAUCUCAGAUAUGGAGAUUGAGAACUUCCGCACAAUAAGGAAUGAAAUUCGUGUAGCCUUGAACUCCCUUCUAAAGGAUGAUGGAAUACUGGUGAUCCCGACGAUUCCUGACCCUCCUUUGAAACUUGGGAGCAAGGAGAUUUUGUCGGAGGACUACUUGAGUCGUGUAUUUAGUCUGUUGAGUUUAGCUAGCAUGUCAGGCUGCUGUCAGGUCACUGUACCGCUUGGCUUCCACGGUCAAAACCCGGUUUCCGUGUCCCUUGUAGCUAGGCAUGGAGGUGAUCGGUUUUUGCUAGAUACUGUACAUACCAUGUAUGCUUCUCUGCAGGAGCAGGCUGAUAUAAUUGAGAAAUCCAAAUUAUCUGCUAAAGUUGUCAGUCAGGAAACAUCUGCUGAGAUUGCUAAGGAAAAGGGUAACCAAGCGUUCAAAGAUAAACAGUGGCAGAAAGCAAUUGGCUUUUAUACAGAAGCUAUCAGACUCAGCGGCACCAAUGCAACCUAUUAUAGCAAUAGGGCUGCAGCUUAUUUGGAAUUGGGAAGCUUUCUUCAAGCUGAAGCAGAUUCUUCUACAGCUAUCAAUCUUGAUAGAAAGAAUGUGAAGGCUUAUUUAAGAAGAGGCACAGCUCGGGAGAUGCUUGGCUAUUACCACGAGGCGAUCGAAGAUUUCAGAUACGCACUUGUUCUUGAGCCAACAAACAAAAGAGCAGCCCUCUCUGCUGAAAGGUUAAAGAAUUUGUUUCAGUAGUGACUGAAGUGUUCAACCAAGUUGGGUGGGGGCCCCAUAUAGUUGUUAAGUGAAGACUGACAUCCAUCAUGAGUCUCAUGUUACGUGAAAUCCUCUUCUUUGUUUCCGAAAUCCGCGAGGAACUCUUGGCUGACUGGUCGGGACACCAUUCGAGAGUAACUCUAGUUCAUUAUUUUGUUGCCGUAGUAAGCAAGUAUAGUCGAAAAUUUUGUGUCUCAGUGUAUUUUUGCAAUUGGUUUGUUAUUCUAGCAUCAAGCUGAGGUUUUCUUGUGGUUAGACUAGCAUUUCUUUUUUCCUGCAACAAUAAUUCUGUUAUUUGUGCAUAUUUCUCAUUUAAAUGCUCCAGUGUGGUUUUCAUUUUAAUCCAUCUUCGGAUCAGAUAUGUAGGUGGAUUUUUCAACAGACAGGAAAUGGCUGGGAAAUAAAGAAAUAUAAAUUUAGCUUCUUCACA